This is a messenger RNA of Histoplasma capsulatum G186AR, 699 nucleotides long. RefSeq lists its product as uncharacterized. Bases 1 to 699 code for a protein of 232 amino acids. The record is from RefSeq and is a predicted model, not a curated record. NCBI's taxonomy places the organism in Eukaryota, Fungi, Ascomycota, Eurotiomycetes, Onygenales, Ajellomycetaceae. The transcript is spliced from 2 exons.
AUGCCCUUUGGGAAGAAUGCGGACGACAGAUAUAAUGAUAAUACAGCUAUAAAGAUCGGGGCUGUGGUGAAACGAGCGGCACCAAAAGGACCUUUGGCAGAGAAAUGGCUGGCGACGAUGACAGUUGAAACGGGUACGGAGGAGAUCUAUAUGCACAUUUUUGUGACCUCUGGCGGAGGAGGGGUUUGUGGAGGAGUCAAAAAGGGGGAGACAACAACGCACGAAAAAGGGAUUGUCGGUUCUGAAGGGGUCGCUAGGAGGGAGGGGAGGAGAAGAACGACUGGACUGUCGACAGUCGACGUUGAGGAUGGCGACGGAGGAGAAGGAGAAGGAGGAGAGACGAAGGGAGAGAUGAGGAGAGGAAGAGCAGAAGCAGAUAAGGAGAGACAAAGAGUGAGAUGGAGGAUGAAGCCCACGAAGCGGGAAGGGGGGAACCCGGCCCUGUUCCAUACCGUACAGAGUGCAUACAUAGUACAUGCAUACAUACAUACAUACGCAGUACGGGGUCCGACAACUUGGCUGCAAGCCACAUGGGGUACAGUAACCCCAUACCGCGUACACGCCCAAUACACAUCGUACACGUCCACUGCCCUCUGGCGCCGCCCGCCGCACGCCGCCCGUCCCCACGCCCAGGCCCACUUGGCUCGCUUGGCCCACGCUGGCCCACGCCGGCUAGCCGCAACGGGGCCUAGGGCUUAG